Molecule: messenger RNA, 798 nt
Organism: Blastomyces gilchristii SLH14081
Lineage: Eukaryota; Fungi; Ascomycota; Eurotiomycetes; Onygenales; Ajellomycetaceae
Product: tryptophanyl-tRNA synthetase
Exons: 6
Coding region: 1-798 (265 amino acids)
Biological process (GO): tryptophanyl-tRNA aminoacylation
Cellular component (GO): cytoplasm
Molecular function (GO): ATP binding; tryptophan-tRNA ligase activity
Source: RefSeq, a predicted model, not a curated record
AUGAACGUUUGGGAAUUCUCGAAACUCGUAACGUUUAACCAGGUUCGAGGAGCCUUUGGGUUUAAUGAGAGCACAAAUAUCGGCCGGAUAAUGUUCCCCGCUGUGCAAUGUGCCGCUGCAUUCGCAACGUCGUAUCCGGAGAUCUGGUCUGAUAACCCCUCCGCUGUGAGGACGAAAGACAUAGGCAAAAUCCCUUGUUUGAUUCCUAUGGCUAUUGAUCAAGAUCCAUAUUUCCGACUCGUCCGCGACAAUGCUUCUCGUAUGCGAUUUCCAGGGCCAAAGCCGGCGCUGAUACAUUCUAAAUUCCUUACGGCUCUGCAAGGUAUUGGAGGAAAAAUGAGCGCAAGCGACCCGAAUUCUGCAAUUUUCAUGACGGAUACGCCCAACCAAAUCAAGAAAAAAAUCACGAGGCAUGCAUUUAGUGGGGGCCGAGACAACAUAGAAGAGCACAGACGGCUAGGCGGUAAUCCUGACGUUGAUGUUUCGUUCCAAUACCUCUCGUACUUUGAAGAAGACGACGAAAAGCUCAAGAAGAUUGAGGAAGGUUACCGGAAGGGAGAGAUCCUUACUGGCGAGCUUAAGAUGAUGGCCAUCACUUUACUGCAGGAGUAUGUGGCAGAGUUCCAGGAGCGGAGAAAGCUUGUUACGGAUGAACUUUUGAAGCAGUAUAUGACUCCCCGGAAGCUGGAAUGGAAGGGAAAUCCCAAUCCGAAGCCCAAAGAGGUCAAGCCGAAGGAAUCAAAACCGAAGGAGCCCAAGGUAAAGAACGAAGCGAAGAAGCCCCAAGACGACAAUUGA